AUGUGGAAAGUAGCUCGAGGCAUCUCGAAGAGAGCAAGCACGACGCCGUUAUUCUCCGACACCGGGAUCUCCGUGCGGGCAUCGAUGCUGUCCCGUUCGCCUGACAACCACCAUCGUAGUAUUCCCACACCCCGCACGGAGGAGAUGCUUGCUCUACAGCGAGCUGGCCAGCGAAUCCUUCAAACUCUCGAGGACAGAAAAGGCUCAGCCGCAAAGUGGAGUCCCAAGAGCUGGAAAACUCCGCUGGAGCAGGGCGAGGACAUGCUACAGGAGCAGCUGGCACUGGAUGAACGAGAGCGCAUCGUGAGACUCGUGAAAUCCAAGUCGAAUCCGUCGGAUCCUUUCAGGGGACACAUCGCGCAGAACAUCAAGCAGCGAUUGGAGAUGGCCAACAAUGACUCGACCGAGGGGCUCGCCAUCAAUCAGCGUUGUCUGAAUAUUCGCAAGCAGCUGGCUGGCAUGGUGAAUGCGCGGAAGGAGCUGGCAUCGCUGCGAGCAAAGGCCCAUCUCCUGAUGGAGGAGCCCCUUCUUCCCAGGUUGAUUUUGGACUCCUAUGGUCUUUACUCGGAGCUGACUGACUGA
Messenger RNA from Symbiodinium necroappetens, 582 nucleotides. The record is from the annotation of a GenBank genome assembly. NCBI's taxonomy places the organism in Eukaryota, Dinophyceae, Suessiales, Symbiodiniaceae.